Molecule: messenger RNA, 2360 nt
Organism: Danio rerio (zebrafish)
Lineage: Eukaryota; Metazoa; Chordata; Actinopteri; Cypriniformes; Danionidae
Source: RefSeq, a predicted model, not a curated record
AUUAAAGUUUUCAUCUUCUUUAUUCCUCCAUCUUAUAAAUUGGAUAUUGUUCACUCUUAUAUAUGUACAUUUAUGUUCACUUUUCUUGUAAUGUUCAAGUUCCCUUUAAAAGAAUCAGCUUGUAAGAAUUCAGCAGUGAUAAAACUGCAUCAGCGUCGCCCCGCUCGUGUGUCUGCGAUAAGGCACGUCUUUUCUCUGCACGUUUCUCUUCUCUUCAUAUCUUUAGUGCACAAUAACGGAAGCCCACACGUGUGUCUGUACAGUCCUGGAGCAGCACACAGUCCUGCAGUCAGCACAAACAGCAGACCAAUGAGUCAAAGAGUAUCAACAAGUAACCUACUCCUGCUGAAAUCACGCUCCGCAGGUUCAUCAUGGCGGAUGAUAUGACGGCUCCUUUGCUCUCAGACUCCAGAGAUUACGCUGACGAUGGGAUGCUCAGCAGCCCAACAGUGGCCAUAUUGGGCUCUGGAGAUUUUUCCCGCUCUCUGGCUGUGCGAUUGGUGUCCUCUAGGGUCCGGGUGGCGGUCGGGAGUCGGUGUGUGAACCGUAUCCCAUCAGGACUGUUCCCGGACGCAGUGGCGUUGAUGAACCAGGAGGGGGCGGCAGCACAGGCAGCGUGCGUGGUGUUCAUGGCGUUAUUUCCCGAACACUACGGCUCACUUCUGGGUCUGAGGUCUGCACUCGCUGGGAAGGUGCUGGUGGAUGUGAGUAAUGCAGAAGUGCUGGAUAUCCAUGGGCCAUCCAAUGCAGAGCGACUGGCCGAACAGUUUCCGGAAAGCCUGGUGGUCAAAGGUUUCAACACGGUUUCAACCUGGGAGCUGCAGACCGGGGCUCGUGAUGGAAGCAAACAGGUGUUGAUCUGCAGUAACAGCGCAGAGGGCAAGAGGAAAGUUAUCCAGUUGGCUCGACACAUGGGUUUCCAUCCGCUGGAUAUGGGUGGCUUGUCUGCUGCCCGAGAAAUGGAAGUCAUGUCAUUACGUCUGUUCCCGUCAUGGAGUGGACCAGUCAUGCUCACCUUCCUCCUCUUCCUCUUCUUCUACACUUAUGGUUUCCUGCGGGGGAUUCUGCUGCCGUUUAUUCUGCAAGGGCACAGUGUGUUUUACCGUCUCGCUCUGGAGCUGGUGAAUGAGAGUCUGCCGGCGGUCGCGUUGGUGACUUUGUCUCUGGUGUACCUGCCCGGUUUGUUUGCUGCGUUUUUGCAGCUCUGGAGGGGAACCAAAUACCGGCGUUUCCCGCCAUGGCUGGACAACUGGCUGCAGAGGAGGAAGCAGCUGGGUUUGUUGAGUUUUCUAUGCGCAGCGCUGCACGGUGUCUACAGUGUAUGCCAACCGCUGCGCAGAGUUACACAGCACAGACUCAUCAAUGCGGCGUACAGACAGGUUAAAGCGGGUACAGAGGAGCCCUGGGAUGAGCUGGCGGUGUGGAGAUCUGAGUUGUACCUGUCCUGUGGAGUUUUGGGUCUGGGCGUCCUCUCUUUACUGGCCAUCACCUCUGUUCCCUCUGUGGGAAACACACUCAACUGGAGAGAGUUCACAUUUGUACAGUCAGGUUUGGGCUACGUCGCUCUCACUCUCUCCAUCAUGCACACACUCUUCUUCGGCUGGGAUUUUGCCUUCCACGUCGAGGCGUAUCAGUUCUACAUGCCGCCAAUGUUCCUGUUAGCUGCAGUGUUGCCCUGCGCUGUUCUGCUGAGCCGAUGUUUUCUGCUUCUGCCCUGCAUCUCCAGCAGACUUUCAAGAAUCCGCCGCGGAUGGGAGAGUAAACGCAACUGCCCAGUCUUACAACACCACCAUCUGCAGGCCAACGGAGUACCAUAGCAUUCAAUCAUUCAUUUUCCUCCAGCUGAGUCCCUUUAUUCAUCAGGGGUCGGCACAGCAGAAUGAACCACCAACUUAUCCAGCGUGUUUUACACAGCGGAUGCCCUUCCAGCUGCAACCCAGUACUGAUGAAGUUUGGAGCUCAGGAAAAAGACUGAAGGAUUUCUUGUUCAUGAUGGCUUUCAGCAAUUGUUUAUUUAUGAAAAACUGAACGCGUGCGAACGCGUGCCUUACUUUUUUUAACCUCAUACGAUCUUACUUCAGGGUCACUUUCUGUCAGUGAUAGGAGUCAUAUAUUACAAUCUAAAGUCAAAAUGUUUAAUGGGUUUGUUAGCUUUUAAGGAUUGUCAUGUCAAAGUAUGUAUUAUUUCCAAUAGUAUCUGGAUGCAGCCUUUAUGAUGCAGGCUGAGAUUGCAUCACCCAGUGAUGCUAUGUCAGACACAAUCUACUCAAUGGAGUGAGUGACGUCACUGUGAGGGGUGGGGUUAGGUGAGCGCAUUGAAAAGUAUUGGAUGCAGCUCAGAUUGCACUGCACUGAGUCUG